AUGGCUGCGGUGAUAAAUGCUCGACCAAGUUCAUCUACGCAAAGUAGUAUGGGAACUGGGAAGCCGGUAUUGCUGCAUAAAAUCGAGGGACAUAUAUCACGCGUAAAUGGAGUUCACUUAUUAAGCACUGAAGAAGGGGCUCUGACAAUUAGUGAUGAUCGAACUUUGCGCAUCUAUCUCAAGCGUGAUAACGGUCAAUUUUGGCCAUCUAUCCAUCAUUUCCUGGCAUUUACAGCAACUUCGAUGUAUUUUGAAGAGGACAGGCAUAAGUUGUUUGUUGGUCUUAUCAAUGGAAGUGUUUAUGAAUACAAAAUAGCAGAUGACAUGAAUAGUUUAUCAGAGCAACGUCACUGGAUGGCACAUUUAAGUAUUGUUACCGCUGUGUUAUAUUCACUGGGGACCGCUUUAAUUUUCAGUUGCAGUAAAGACAAAACUGUUGUUUGGCAUUGUUCAGAAACAUCUGUAAAAAUGGGUUCGUAUACAGGAGAGUCGGGCUUUACUGCUCUAGAAUUCGAUAUGCCUUCGAAAUUCAUUUUUUUAGGGAAUACUGACGGCAGUGUUAUUUUGUUGCGUUUAAAUGACUCAGAAGCAAGUCUCGUUACCAAAAUAUCUGCCCAUACAAAUGCCGUAACAUCACUGGCUUGGGAUUCAGAACGUCAACUGUUAUUCUCAGGAGCAUCUGAUCACCUUGUUAUUAUGUGGGAUAUUGGUGGGAAGAAAGGGCAGGCAUUUGAGCUAAAUGCUCACAACAAUAAGUUGACAUGUUUGCAAUACGCGCAGCGUGGGAAAAGACUUUUUUCGGCAGAUGAAAACGGGACUUUAGUUUGUUGGGAUAUGAUAGCGAAACGUUUAGAAACACCGGAAUGGAAAAAAAGUGAUAAUUGCCAGUUAUGCGAUUCACCAUUUUUCUGGAACAUACGGGAAAUGUGGGAAAAGAAAGUGGUAGGGUUGCGUCAGCAUCAUUGUCGUACAUGUGGGAACGCUGUAUGUGGAAACUGUUGUAACUAUACUACGAAAUAUCCCCCAAUGGGCUACGAAUUACCGGUCAGAAUAUGCAACGCUUGUUAUUCACGAAUGCAGCAGUUCCCUGACCAGUUUGAGCAAGACUGCUUUUAUGAAUUCCCCAUUAAUUGCAGUCUGACUUCGUUAGCAGUGAUUUCUGAACUUCGCGAAGGUGUCACGUGCAUGCAUUUGCAAGAAUCAAGUGGCCGUCUUGUUACAGCUGGUUCUGAUCGCGUUCUUAUGAUUUGGGAUGUCAAGCAGUUGGUCUAA
This is a messenger RNA of Thelazia callipaeda (thelaziosis nematode), 1272 nucleotides long. NCBI's taxonomy places the organism in Eukaryota, Metazoa, Nematoda, Chromadorea, Rhabditida, Thelaziidae. The record is from the annotation of a GenBank genome assembly.